Electrophorus electricus (electric eel) is the source of this 521-nucleotide messenger RNA. RefSeq names its product PHD finger protein 5A (gene phf5a). NCBI's taxonomy places the organism in Eukaryota, Metazoa, Chordata, Actinopteri, Gymnotiformes, Gymnotidae. Gene Ontology annotation, biological process: mRNA splicing, via spliceosome. The record is from RefSeq and is a predicted model, not a curated record.
UUCAGAGGUUACACUACAACGAAAAGUUGUCGUGGAGGCUAGGCUAGCUACUUUGGUUAGCUAACAGACAAUGGCAAAACAUCAUCCAGACUUGAUCUUCUGUAGGAAACAAGCCGGUGUCGCCAUUGGAAGACUUUGUGAGAAAUGUGAUGGCAAAUGCGUCAUCUGUGAUUCUUAUGUCCGGCCCUGCACACUAGUACGUAUAUGCGAUGAAUGUAACUAUGGAUCCUACCAAGGACGUUGUGUGAUAUGCGGAGGCCCAGGUGUGUCGGAUGCUUAUUACUGCAAGGAAUGCACCAUACAGGAAAAAGAUCGAGAUGGAUGCCCCAAGAUUGUGAACCUUGGUAGCUCGAAGACUGACCUCUUUUAUGAGAGAAAAAAAUAUGGCUUUAAAAAGAGGUGAAGUCUUGAAGCAAUAUUGAAGAUAACCCUUCAUAUGUGGUUUCAACAGUUUUGUUUUUUUUCUGUAGAAGAUUUUUUUGUACUGCUUUACCAAUGUAAUUAAUAAAAUUUUGUUUUUA